Molecule: messenger RNA, 3422 nt
Organism: Larimichthys crocea (large yellow croaker)
Lineage: Eukaryota; Metazoa; Chordata; Actinopteri; Sciaenidae
Product: DNA-directed RNA polymerase III subunit RPC4
Exons: 8
Coding region: 691-1881 (396 amino acids)
Biological process (GO): tRNA transcription by RNA polymerase III
Cellular component (GO): RNA polymerase III complex
Molecular function (GO): DNA binding
Source: RefSeq, a predicted model, not a curated record
AGACCACAUUCCAGACAAACAGCGCCCCCAUGUGCUUCCACCGGGUAGUACCGUUUAGGAACAACAAUAGCAGCGGAGUGGGAAGGAAAUUCGAUCCAUUUUAACGAGUACAACAGGCGGCAAAACGGGACUGCUGGGGAAAUGUCACUACUGCUGUAGUCGUUUUCUAAAACCACAGCCAGGAAACUCCGCUCAGCUACGACCAAGAAGAUGUGUCAAAGACGGAAUGUUAUUUGUGUGCAACCUUCAGGAGGAAGAACACUGCAGUUCAGUGAGCGCGAAUAGAACUGCUCAUAAAUACAAUGGUAUUCCGGUUUGCUGAAACGGAAGCAUUCUGUCUCCGUAAGUGUGCAUGCUGACAUUGUGGCGCAGCUUGUUUUGUAGCGGGACUGUGAACAAAAUGGAGGAGAUUAAGCUGUUGUUAAGUUGAGGGCUGUGUGUGGAUCUGUGCUGCUCACUGAAGGUGAGUGAACCGUUCUGUGGACAGACAAAGAUACACGGGCAGAUCUCUGGGUGAUAUUGAUAAGACAGCCGCGUACUGUAAACUCACCCAGCUUCUGUAACGGCUUCACUUCCAAAGAAGGAGCAUAGUCUGUCUCACAAUGUAACGUUAUCCAUCAUGUGCACACUGAAGACAGGGUGUGUUUCAAAGCCUUGAGUUACCCACAGCAGCGUAACAAACACAUAAAAAUGACUGACUCGGGGGAUACAGCAAGUGUGCCCAGCACCUCCGGCCUCAGCAGCGGGGCCGGGAUCACAUUCACCUCGGGCAGAGGACUCCCAGGCCGGGUCAGGAAUCUGUCGUCUCCCAUUCCACCUGGAAGACUGACGUCCCUCAGAACCAGGGACCUGACACUGGGGGGAGCCCUCAAAAAACCAAAGAAAACCUUUGAGCCGAACGUCCACGCUGUGAGGAAAAGCAAAGAUGAGUUAAAAGAAACGGUCCAUGUGCCUCCAAAAAAGGAGAGAAGAGAGAGGGAUGAGAGGAGGAGAGAGAACAGAGGCAGGAGGAGAGAGAGGCCUCAGACCAUCCAGUCUCACUCCAUCUUUGAACAGGGUCCUGCAGACACUAUCCAUAAAACAGGCUGGCGCGGUGCUACAGACCUGCAUGACUCCACCACCUCUCCUGUGUGUAAACUGGUGAAGAAAGAGAAGAAAGAGUCAGAGCAGGAUGAAGAUGAGAUACUCUGUAAACUACAGAGGGAUGAUUUCAUAGAUGAUCCGGGUCUGAAGAAUGAUGUCAAGCUGAAACCCAUCCAGCUGCCUCUCAGUCAGUCCACCAAGACGGCCAGCACAACACAUCCAGAGAACCCUCCUCUUUUCAGACCUUUGUCCUGUGGAGCUCAGAUUAGAGCAGACCACAGCAGGACAGAGCAGCCUAAGCCAGAUCAGCCAUCCCUGGUAGAAGUUCUGCAGGACCUCAGCCUGUCCGGCAGAGAGGAGCUCUUCUUCAUGCAGUUACCUGACUGCAUGCCAGGCAGAACAUCUGGACAGAAGGUCGACGCCACUCUCAGAUCUACAGCAGAUAAACUGGCCAACAAGGAAGGCAAGCCUGAAGACAAGAGGCCUGCACAUCUACAAGCACAAGAGGCUGCCAUGAAGGAUGGCUGUCCUGUCCUCUCACAGUUCCCAGAAGGAUUUUUGGGUAAACUGCAGAUCAGGAAGUCAGGAAAGGUGGAGCUGAAGCUGGGUGACGUUGUCAUGGAUGUCUCAGAGGGAGCUGCUUUCUCCUUCCUGCAGCAGCUGGUGUCUGUGCGUCUGUCUGAUGGUCGGACUGGAGACAUGAUGGUGUUGGGAAACGUCCACCACAAACUGGUCUUAUCUCCAGACUUCCAGGCUUUACUGAGACAAGCUGGAGCACAGCAGGAACAAGGACCCUGAUGGAGGACCUCUCAGCUGCUACAUGAGAUCCAACAGAACUGAAAGUUACACGCUCUCUAACACGAGUAACCAACUGUGAUGGGAGGCUUUGUUUUUCACUGUGGGAGUGAAUGACAGGUCCUCUAACAUCCACUGUCUACACCGCUGCUCUGAAGUUUUGAAGGCAGCUAUGUAGGUGACCUUCAGUGGUCUGUUUUAAUUUUUUAUUCUGUGAACUUUUCUGGAAACUUUUUCAAAUCCAGUGACAGCAAAGUAUGAAUGAUUAGAUUUUUUUCUGGUGUGAAGACUCUGCCAGAGGAUUGUCAGCUGCCUGCGUGGUUUUUGGAAAGAUGGUUCUAUAUUGUCACCUGAGCACUGAUGACCCAGUACAGAUGGAGGAGAGUCAGCCAGUUCUAUACACACCAGCACAGCACCCAAGUGACUGAAAACCAGCAAAAAAAUAGGACCAUCAGCUAGUCGCUAAGUUAGCAGCUGCCCUUGUCUCAGUUUCAGACAAAGAGAACUCUGGAUUUUAUUUCAAAACCAGUCACAGCUGCAUUGUCUAAUUUAUUUGUUAACAUUGUGUUUGGAUGUGAAACUCCCUGCUUCAUGAAAUCAAUAACUUGACUCAUUUCAAAUUUUUUAAUACUUGACUGCUGUGACCCCUCCACACUCCUCUUCACAUGCUCUCCAGCUACAAAUGCAUGAGACCGAGAAGAAGCUGUCUCCCUAAAUCACAAAAUGUUCAUCGACAAAACAUCAAGCAUCCUCUUCAAGACUCACAUUGAAAUUUGGUGAAUAUUAGCUCCAAGGUAGACUGUGGUCUUGGUCUUGGUCUUGAUUGGGUCUUACUCUGCCUUGUCUCUGUGUUGUUUUAGUCUUAACCCCUCAAAGUCUCGGUCUUGUUUUGGUCUCUAUACACUCUGAUCUUGGUCAUGACUUGGACUUGAAAGCUAAAAGGUGCAAACCAAAUGUACAUUUCUGGACUAGCUAGUUACUGCACUGAUGCACAGCUGGAUGUUUGUAGCAUUAAGCUAACAUAGAUAUAGUAGUAUUUUAAAUAUUAUGUUUGUUAUUUGUUUUGUUCUGUUUUUGCUACCUCAGCAUAGUUUUGUUCACAUCUGUAUGAGUUUUUAUAGUUUUUGUAGUUCAACUACAGAGUCUAGUGAGUCUCAGUGAAUUGAGCUGAAGUUCUCCUGGUCCCGAUGAGCAUGCAGCAGCAGUGCGUUGAUAUAUAAGCUUCCUUUUAAAGCUCUGGAGCAGACUUCCAUGCUGUGACAUGAUCAUAGACUGGAGGGGCGUGUGUCUUUGCUCUCAGCUCUGGAGUGACCUGCUUAAAGGAGCUCAGGUUCACCAUGUCACCUUCCUUUAACUCACUUCAUUUUUAUUGACCAGCGUAAGUUUAAUCUUUUAUACUGAUGCCUGUUUGAUAUGCUGCACACUGUAGAUUCUCUCUCUGUAUUACUGUUGUUUAUAAUGCCUUCAUUUUAUUUCUGUCUGUUCCGUGUAAAACACUUUUUUGAGAGAUGCUAUACAAAUAAACUGCAUUAUGAUUAUUAUUA